Molecule: messenger RNA, 828 nt
Organism: Neoarthrinium moseri
Lineage: Eukaryota; Fungi; Ascomycota; Sordariomycetes; Amphisphaeriales; Apiosporaceae
Exons: 2
Coding region: 1-828 (275 amino acids)
Source: RefSeq, a predicted model, not a curated record
AUGUUCCACGUCAGCGGUCUGCCUGAAUUCACCAGUCUUCAUCAACUUGAUGAACACGCAGAGCCUAGAUGCCUAACCAUAUCACCAGAUAAUGCUUACAUAGCCAUCGGUUUCGGUGCAAAGGUUCUUCUUUUUCGCUACCAAGGAGCGGAGCAGCAAUGGCUUAGGAUUUUACAUGUACUUGAGUUCGAUUUUGCUGCUAACAUCCGCUUUCAAGCACUAAGCUUCUCAGCUGACAGUACAUGUCUGGCUGUGGCUUCGCAGAAGAGAGGAACCACCAGGACACAAGACGACGACACAGUCUACAGUAGCGUCUGGCGAUGCGAGCCAGGGGCGAAUGCUCCUCUAAAGCUCUGGACUUGUCAGAUGCCGACGGACGGACAAGGACUCACGGCGAUACAUUUCCACCCGGCCCUCUCACUUGGCAUGGUCAUCGGUCUUAUCGCAACUCCUUAUCCACUCUUCCUCUCGCCCGCCACCCAGACAUUACCCCCUAUCCCCACAACGAUUUCAGACUUCCGUAUGCGUUGUUGCUGUACUUCGCCGCCACCCAGCAGUAACAUUCUUUACCUGAUGGAUGUUCGUAACAGAGUCUUCCAGGUUGAUCUUCAGUUACAAAGCCUGAGGCAAAUUGCUGACCUGAACACCAUGCGAGGUGCUUUGAAGCCGCAGGAAGAGGCAGCAGCACUGAGCAUCACUCCAGAUGGACUAUUGAGAGUGUUUUGGAGGCAAGCACAAGAUCUAUGGUGUGUUGAAAUCAAGGAGCAUUUGAUGCCGCAAAAGAAGAACCUCCGCGACAUAUGGGUGGAGGCGGUUGGGGAUGGGUGA